Miscanthus lutarioriparius is the source of this 687-nucleotide messenger RNA. NCBI's taxonomy places the organism in Eukaryota, Viridiplantae, Streptophyta, Magnoliopsida, Poales, Poaceae. The record is from the annotation of a GenBank genome assembly.
AUGUCUCCACCUGUUAGGGUCAUCAGCCAUUACGCGAGCCCAUUCGGGCACCGCGUUGAGGCCGCUCUGCUGCUCAAGGGCGUGCCUUACGAGCUGAUCGCCGAGGAAGACCUGAGCAACAAGAGCGAGCUGCUGCUCGCCAGCAACCCUGUCCACAAGAAGGUGCCCGUGCUCCUCCAUGGCGACCUGGCGGUCUGUGAGUCCCUCGUCAUCGUUCAGUACGUCGACGACGCCUUCGACGGGCCGUCUCUCCUGCCUGCCGACCCCUAUGACCGUGCCAUGGCCCGUUUCUGGGUUGACUUCAUGGAAAACAAGUGCUCCAAGUCGUUCUGGCUGGCACAUUGGGCGGAGGGUGAGGCGCAGAAGGCUAUGGUGAAAGAGGCCAAGGACAACCUGGCGCUCCUGGAGGCGCAGCUCGACGGGAAGAGGUUCUUUGGUGGUGACACGGCCGGCUACGUCGACAUAGCCGUGAGUGCGUUAGGUCCUUUUCUCUCAGUGCUUGAGGAGGUGACUGGACUGACCUUGGUGGACGCCAAGGAGUUCCCUGCUCUACGCCAGUGGUCCAAGGAGUACAAUUCCAAUGAAGCGCUGAAGCCUUGCCUGCCGGACAGGGACCGACUCGUCGCCUACUUCACUGAAAACAUCGAGAUGUACAAAAUGAUCGCCAAGACAAUGUUGCAGCAGUAG